Molecule: messenger RNA, 1578 nt
Organism: Aspergillus tubingensis
Lineage: Eukaryota; Fungi; Ascomycota; Eurotiomycetes; Eurotiales; Aspergillaceae
Exons: 4
Coding region: 1-1578 (525 amino acids)
Source: RefSeq, a predicted model, not a curated record
AUGCCAACCGUUCCCUCUUUCCGCAAGAUGAACCACAACCCAGAUCUCUUGAAGAACCUCCCUGCCAAUUUCUUAGCCGGCCACGACAAGCUCUCGCGCGAGCAAGCUGGACACCUACGGCAUUUCCACAACCUCGCGACCCAAAGGGACGGCGAAUGGGGGGUUAUGGGGUCCCAAGACCCCGGACAGGAGUGGCUUGAUGCCUACCGCUACCAGCUAGCCACAAUGGCCUAUGCAGCUGGGGCAGCGCACUUCCACCGCCUACCUGCUCUGCGGUCAAUCUUCCAGUCUCUUAUUAGUGGCCUUAUCCAUAAAAUGCUUCGCAGAGAGGUCUGGGGAUACUGGUUUCUAACAAGCCAUAGUGGCAAGUUUGUAGACCCGGAUAUUAAAAAACUGAGACAACCAUGGGCAGAUCCUGUUCUUAAGGAGAAUAUCAUGUACUCCGGCCAUCUUCUCCUCAUGGUGUCGUUGUAUACGAUGCUUUUCAACGAUGACAAAUAUAAUCAGGAAGGGGCGCUCACCUUCAACUGGAGCCCAAUAUUCUGGGGCAUGGGAUCGGAGAAGUUUUCAUAUACCCGCGAAUCUCUCCAAAAGGCCAUCUUGGCGGAAAUGGAGCGUGAGAAGUGGCUCGGUGUCUGCUGCGAGCCAAACUGCAUUUUCAUUGUUUGUAAUCAGUUUCCGAUCAUUGCUAUGAGAUACAAUGAUGUUCGGGACGGCACAAAUGUUGCAACCGAGGUACUCAGUAAGUACACAGCUGCUUGGGAAGCAAAAGGCAUGGCGGACCCAAAUGGGCUGUUCAUCAGCUGGUACUCGCCAAAACAGGAUACGAAGAUGCCAGCGCUUGAUCUUGGGUUCACAGCUUGGAAGGAGGGAACAAUAGGCAAAGUGUCCCACUUAGGAGCUAACUUUCUGUUCUUCGAAUUUAUCAGGGCCACUGCAUUCAUGAACGCCUGGAACCCAAUCCUUGCAAAUGAGACAUUUCAAGCGCAAUCUAUAGGCUUCCUUACUAGAGUCGACCAUGACCGAAUCAGCAUUAACAGAGGGCCAGUGGCAUUCGCCAUCCGUGAGCUCGCUGACAAGAAAGGAGUCGAUCCAUAUUCCCUCUCAACCAUGGAAAAGGCACGAUUUAUUGUGGCAAACAACCCUACUACGGCAGAGCAUCGAGAACCUUUUCCUCGACCAAUGUUUGGAUACAUCCUCAUGGCCAUGUCCGAAAUGGGUGAUGAAUCAAAACUUGCAGGUUUACUCAAUCAUGUUGAUCGAUUCUUCCAGCCAACUUGGCGAAAUGGGGGUCUCUACUACCCUGUUAAUGCGGAACAGCAUGACAAAGACGGAAAUUGGACAGAGGUUGAACCAUUUACGGGAAACGGCGCUGUUGGCUAUGCGCGGUUGACAGUUCUCGAUGGUCAACGGAAGAUGUGGGAGGAGCCUUGGUCUGCAGAGCAGGUUUCUCGGGCGCCGCACAUCAGUGGCAUUGAUCUAGGCAGUGGGGGGGAUUUCCUGAGAGGCUGCUGGGAUGAAUCGCAUCAGGCGAUGGUGGUGACAAUGCGGACGUGGGAUCAGUCGGAAAAGUUGUGA